UGACAAUCCAGGCAACAAAAUAGCCUAGCCUGUUGUAUUUGUUUCUCAAGUCGCGUUCGAUUUGUUGUUUACUAAAAAAAACACAAUUUGUUUUCAAAGGGACUAAUUUCCAAUUGCAUGGGUCGCAUUUCUUCGCUCACUAUAAACGUAAAAUAAUCCUCCAAAUAUAGCUCUCACACACGCACACAUCCACCAUGGACCGAAAACGACCCAUUUCCCGCAUCACAAAUCAGCAGCUGAGCCGGUUGAUAGGCUGCCUGGAGUCGGAACCAGACGUUGCCCGAAACCUUGUACGGGGUCCACAGAACGGUUUCUGGCGCAAGGUUGCCAGCGAGCUGAACGAUAUAGGACCGUCACGUAAAGAUGUUACAUCGUGGAAGAGGGCUUGGUUUGACUACAAGUGUAGUGCGAAGAAGCGAGUCAUGCAAUACAAUGCGGCCAUUGCGGCGGGCAUCUAUCCAAAGCACCUGUCCCCCAUACACAAACGUGUGAUAAAGCUGUUGGGUUUGGAGAUUAAGAAAGCAAAGCUGACGGAGGACAUCGGUUCCGGGUCGGAUGAUAUGGUUAGCGAGGAGGCCACCCACUUUGACGCGGACCCAACGGAUUCCAACAUGGAUGGGAGAGGAGGCGCAGGAGGUUUGAUGCAGGACGGGGCAGUGUCCGACGAUAAUAUGGACGAGGCACCAACGCCAUCCGGCAACACGAUCCGAGCGUGCCAGAAACGGUUGGCCAAACUUCCCAACAUAACCAUUAAAAAGCACCGCAACGAUACGGAGGACCCGUUGGGAAACGGGGGCUACAGUAGUUCUGCACCUUUCGGCGCAUCGGCCAGAAGACGGGCGAGGGAAGCCACCAUUCGCAAAGCGCUCGAAACCAACCAAGCGCUAAUCACAUCGGUAAAUGCUUCCCUAGAGGCCAGCAAGGAGUUUACCGCUGAGCUGCGAACGAUGGCGAAAACGUUUGAAGAGAUGAACGCGAACAUGAAGCACGUGAGUGGCGUGCUGCGCAAUUUAACGGAGGUAUUGAAAUCGAAAUAAAAACGCAACUGGAAAUUAU
Messenger RNA from Anopheles stephensi (Asian malaria mosquito), 1056 nucleotides. RefSeq lists its product as uncharacterized. Bases 195 to 1037 code for a protein of 280 amino acids. Lineage: Eukaryota; Metazoa; Arthropoda; Insecta; Diptera; Culicidae. The record is from RefSeq and is a predicted model, not a curated record. The transcript has 3 exons.